Molecule: messenger RNA, 3780 nt
Organism: Biomphalaria glabrata
Lineage: Eukaryota; Metazoa; Mollusca; Gastropoda; Planorbidae
Product: F-box/LRR-repeat protein 18-like
Exons: 11
Coding region: 26-2296 (756 amino acids)
Biological process (GO): SCF-dependent proteasomal ubiquitin-dependent protein catabolic process
Cellular component (GO): SCF ubiquitin ligase complex
Molecular function (GO): protein binding
Source: RefSeq, a predicted model, not a curated record
AAUCCUAUUAACUUUUUAAAAUAAAAUGGCGACUGUUGUUACAGAAAAAGAUCUUAAAGAGGAGUCUAGUUUUGAUCGCCUUUCCGACGAUGUUAUAUUAUUUAUCUUACAGCAUCUCAGUCUUAGAGAUUUCUUUAAUUUGCGUUUCGUUAGCAAACGUUUUGCAGCAAUUUGCAAAGAUAAAUCCUUGGUGCGUCAUCUUCAGUUUUCCAAAAAUUAUUGGCUAACUACAGAUAGAUUCCAAUCUUAUGUCAGACCUGUUGUAGAUAAAAUAGAAACACUGAAUCUCAACUCCUGUUAUUGGCUCAAAGCUGCAGCAGUGGACCUCAUUUCAAAAUGUACAAAUCUUUCAUCACUUCAUCUAACUCAGGUCAAAGUGUCGAUGAAGAAUCUCUGCAACAUCAUGUCUAGCCUACCCAAUCUCGUCAACCUUUCAUUCUCAAUUUCAGACAUUAGGGACCUGCACCCAGAGCUAGCAUCUUCCACAGGUGCACAAGAGUGUUUGGCCAGACUCAUCUCUCUAAGCCUUCACUUUCGCCAUCAACUGGUUUACUCUAACAGACCUGUGAUAAACUUUUGCACUGGGCCUACCUUGUUUGAAUACUGUAGAAAUUUAGAAGAAUUUCAUGUUUAUGGCUUUCCAAGCAAUGCCAGAGGAAUCCCAAAAUACAUUUUCCAACCCCAAAUUUUAAAAUCUGAAAAUUUGAAAAAUGUGAAAGUGAUGACUUUAAAUGAUGCAAUGGAUCCAGCAGCAAGAAUGUUCUUCUUUGGUACUUUAUUAUCAGUGUGCAAAUUAUCUGUAAAAUUUAAAACAUUGCUGCAACCUCUUGGGAAUGUGGAUCAGUUGUGGUCAAUGGAUGGUUAUGCAACAUGUCUACAAAAUAUGGAAGAUCUUGUUCACUUUGAUCCCUCCAGGACAACGUUUCAAAUUCCUAGUGACGUUUUACAUUUUGAAUCAGCACAUAAUUUACAGUAUUUAAACCUAUCUGACAAUGCAGCAGUGACUUCUGAAACUCUUCACCUUUUGGCAGACACUUGUCCCAAAUUGACCAGUUUGAAUCUCCAGAAUUGUAAUUACAUACUUCUUGGACCACUGAAGCAGCAGCAGCAAAACUCAGAGCAGCGCAGGGCAUAUAAUGAUAUUAGUGGUCUUCAGGCCUUGCUAAUGGCAUGUGUGGAACUCCGUAGUUUGAAUAUAAGCGGCAUACAUGUACAUACUCAGGAUCUUAUCUCCACCCCUUACAGUAGUUUAGCAGCUCUCUUGGCCAUGAACAACAAUUGGCAGUGUUUAUCAAUGUCACCUUGCUGUUUAAGUGUGGAACGCAGCUCAAAAAACAAUAAAAGAACUUUUUCCUUGGUUCCUGAAGGGUACUUGGUGAAGAGAAGGAGGAUCGGUACAGGAGCAGCAUGUCAUCAGAGUUUUGCAACAUUUCCAGAUGCAAAUUCUCCUUCAACUUCUCAGGAGGAUCCUUCAGCAUCAUCCUCAUCUCCACCGUCAUCAUCUCCCUCUUCAUCAUCACCAUCUACCACCUUAGAUGAACCAGCAUUUGUGUCAGAGCUCGAGAAACUUGUGCGGAGUUGUCCUUCUAUGGAAAACUUUGAAUUAAAUUGCUCUGGUUUUCGAUCUGCUUUCAACAAAUACUUUGGUGUACACCCAACCACCUGCACAUCCAGCCCUUGUAUGUUUUCGCUGACAGUUGGAGAUCACGAGUUGAUGUGUAUAGGUCGAUGGAAGCAUUUGAAAUCUUUACAACUAACUUCCAUACCAGGUGUGAAUCAGGGUCACUGUCUACUGGCCAUUGCUAAAGGAUGUGUCUCCCUUGAACAACUAUCCAUUGCUUGUCUAGGGCAAAUAGCUCACUGCCUCUACAGAAAUGGAUUGUUGGCAGCUUUUCCAUUUUUUUCAAAACUUAAAGAUUUCAGACUUGAACAUCCUUACAUGAAAGUUGAUGAAAUGAUGUUGACUGCCAUGGCCAAAUGCUCAACUUUAGAGAGAGUUUGUAUAAUAGCUAAAAAUGGGACGAUGGAUACAGAGGGAGUGAAGGAUUUCUUUGAAAAGGUGCAAGGCUUAAUAAACUUUCAACUUUACACUGGAAGAUCUUUAAGUGUUUGCAGAGGUUUACAAGCAUAUUUGAUGAGCAGGUACAAGAAAACUCGUCCUGCUAUUUCUGUAUGUAUACAUCCUCUCUUGAAUGGAGGUCUGCAGGAGGCCACUGCUAUGUUGCCUGACCAACACAUUGAUGAGAUGACCAUACUCAAGUCCAGAGUGUCUAUCCGCCCCCAUGAUGCAUAUUAAAGCUUCCACUGUGUAGUUCUAUAGUUUCUGUGUGUGAUACUGUUGUGUUUAUACUAAUGUAAACAAAGUCUUCUGAAAACAGUAGCUCUAGGAUGUGUUGAUCUGUGCUACAAUUAGGAAGAAGUAGAACUUGAGAUGGCAUUCUAAAAGUCAUGUAAUAAAUCCCUUGUAAAUACUGAGUUUUGGGAUGUCAUAAAAAAGCUGCUGGAAAAUGAGGAGAAACAGUUUCUUAUAUUCUGCAAUUUUGUGUAUCAUAUUGUUAAAUUAUAAAGGCCAUGUAUUUGUACAUAAGGUUAUUACUUUACAUUUAAAUUAUAACACUUAACUUUUCAUCUAGGUAAAUACUGUCUACUAGAUAGCUCCACUAGAAAUAGGACAAAGCAAGCACAUUAGCCACUCUGUUUUAAAAAUAAUUAGCAUUAGUUUUAGUUUGUGACAGAAAUCUUAAAAUCUUGUUUUAAACGUGUACAUUGUCAACUACUAUUUAAAUAUCUUUCAUGAGUCCUAGAAGAACAGACUAAAAUUUACAAGGUUGUUCAUAUUUAAACCCUGUACUAAAUAUGAAUUUAGCAAAUUUCAAAUAUUUACUCUUCACGAAAUGUGCAUCCAUUCUAAAUUGUGUGCUCUUGGCUUGACUUUUAGUAUGGUGGCCAGCACAUAACCAGUAGUCUAGGUCUCUGGCUUUUACCCACAUUACUGCACAAGAGCAGCUAGGUCAACAAGUAUGAACUAUUCCUAUGUAAUUUAUCUCUACAAUAAUAAUUGCUUUUUUAACCAGGUUAGUGAUCUUUUAGCAAUGCAAAAUUUAUGUUAUUUUAUGUGUAUAUUCUGUUGAUAGUUUGAGAGCGAUCCUUUCAGUGAACUAGGACCUCUAGUCGUCAAGAUGGUGGUUAUCCUUCCACUUAUGAAUCACUGCUAGUCUUCAAAAUGAGGAACCUCCAAACUUAUGUUUGCAAGUGUUCAGGAUGGUUAUGAUUGACCAAUGGCUACUAGUUGUCUAGAAAGUUGGACACUUUCUUUAAUCUCCCUGGGUUGAAUGUAAAAACUCAAAGUAGAUACUUGUAGAUUUGUAGUGUCAUUCUACUCUUGUUGAAUUUGUUCCAUGUACUGCUGAUCAUUGUCUAACACUGAAGUCUAGUAUUUAGCUUGUUUUAACAUCUUUUUGUUAUUUUUACUUGCUAUAACCUUCUGACUCACUGUGUCUGUACUUAACUUUUAAGGGCUUGGCAACAUACUGUAUGUGUUAACCUUAUGCUUGCUGCAUACCCCACCUUUUAAACAACAUAGGAAAUUAUGUACUCCAUCUCAAGAUACCCAUUCAUUUAUUGAGGACGUAAUACAAACAAAACAUAAGGAACAUUAUAAACAACUGGAGGAAGUGAUAAAAUGAAAAAUGAUUUCAAAGGCUUAUUUAUUUAGUAAUAUUUUGAUUUGGUUGAUAACUUACCAUUUUAAUAUUAAUGUGUUCCCCCCCCCCCCCCCCC